UACGAGUUUGAUAUCAAUUAGUUUGGAGUUUUAAAUUAUAGUAGCUAGCUACCAUGACUUUUUGAAUAUUGCAAUCCAACGCGGCAAUAAGCAUGCUUGUUGUUUAAGAAUAAUACAUCUCUUACAUGGUAUAUGUGUCUCAUCGGUUAUCCUUUUUUUUAUAUAGUUCAAUAAAACAUAUUUUUUUAUAUAAUCUGGUUAUUCUAUUUUAUUUUUUAAAUAGUUCAAUCAAACACAUUUUUUAUAUAAACUGAAUAUCUUUUGCGUAUAAGUAUAGAUUAAUCAUUUAAGUUGCGGAGAAUCAUAAUAAACAACUUCUGCGUGCUGAAAAGAGGUGCUAAUUAUACCGUAAACCAUAUUUUAUAUUAAUGUUUUUUCUUCUAUCGACAAUUCCAAAUAUUUUUUAUCACAAAAUUGUUUCCUAAACUCAUGAUUUCUAUUAACUUGCGAGUUUUUCUUUAUGUAAAUAAAUAACCAAAUACAUAUUUUAAUUGAAAAACCAUUUCUAAAUUAUAAGGUAAGUCAAAGGAGAACAUGUCUCCUUGAGUUGGACUAGAUCAUAUAUUCCAAUUGUUAAUUGUUUCAGUUGCGGCAUGAUUUUGUGCACUGCCUAAUGACAUAUACUGUUUGACAAAAAAACUCUUCAAAUUAUUUUGAGAAAUAUGAAAUAUUAAUGUAAAGUAUAGUUAUACUUCUUAUUAUUUGGUUAUACAUAUAUGUGUGACCCCUAAUACUAUAUAGUAUACUGUAAUACACUAUACUGUAACAUCAGUGAUCAAUGGAGGGAAAUUCGAGUUUAACGCCAUUACUAGAGAACCAAAACCAUAAUCUGAACACUUUUAACUCUGUUACAACAACUUUCUUAUCCAAGCUACCUGAUAAGGUCCAUUCUCUGGUCAUCCACACUGACUCUUCCUUUCACUUUGAUCCUCAUUCCUCCACAUCCACCACCUUAAGCCAAGGAGAGAAAGAAUACUAUGAAAGACAAUUUGCUACUCUAAAAUCCUUCGAAGAAGUUGACUCGUUAGUAAUAUCGGACUCCGUUGAUGCAGAAGACAGAGAAAAACAGGCUCAACAUGAACGCGCGAUGAAGAUUUCUAACUAUGCAAAUAUAAUUUUAUUGGCAUUGAAGAUUUAUGUGACAGUAAGGACUGGAUCUAUGGCUAUUGCUGCUUCAACAUUGGAUUCUUUGCUUGAUUUCAUGGCUGGUGGCAUACUUUGGUUCACUCACCUUUCAAUGAAGAACAUAAAUAUGUACAAAUAUCCUAUUGGAAAGUUGAGAAUGCAGCCAGUGGGAAUAAUCAUCUUUGCAGCUGUCAUGGCAACACUUGGCUUUCAGGUGUUAAUGACGGCUGUAGAACAACUGAUAGAAAACAAUCCUUCCGAGAAGAUGACUUAUGAUCAACUAGUAUGGUUAUACUCUAUCAUGAUAUUUGCAACAGCGGUGAAGCUUGCACUUUGGUUUUACUGUAGAACCUCAAGAAACAAGAUUGUGCUUGCUUAUGCAGAUGAUCAUCACUUCGAUGUUGUAACAAACGUGGUUGGACUAGUUGCAGCCGUUCUUGGCGAUAAAUUCUACUGGUGGAUUGAUCCUAUUGGCGCUAUUUUACUUGCAAUCUACACUAUUUUAAAUUGGUCUGGCACUGUUAUGGAAAAUGCAGUUUCGCUAGUGGGAAAAUCUGCGCCUCCUGAAGUUCUGCAGAAGCUGACAUAUCUUGUUGUAAUGCACUCUCGAAUUAAGCGCGUUGAUACUGUUCGUGCUUACUCGUUUGGAGUUCUAUACUUUGUCGAGGUUGACAUUGAGCUGCCAGAGGAUUUACCAUUAAAAGAAGCACACAGCAUUGGAGAGAGUUUGCAGAUAAAGCUUGAGAAACUUCCGGAAGUUGAGCGGGCGUUUGUUCAUCUUGACUUCGAAUGCGAGCAUAAACCAGAACACUUGGUUCUUAGUAAACUACCAGAUAGUUAACCUUAGUACAAUUUGAUUUGAGUUUUAAAUCUGUGUGACAAGUGUGAAUUUCUAUACCUUAAUUUUAUUUAUGAUUUUUUCAUUAAUGAAUGUGAUUUUUAAACCUUAAUACCAUAUAUGGUUUUUUCA
Lathyrus oleraceus (garden pea) is the source of this 2095-nucleotide messenger RNA. RefSeq names its product metal tolerance protein 4. The transcript has 7 exons. NCBI's taxonomy places the organism in Eukaryota, Viridiplantae, Streptophyta, Magnoliopsida, Fabales, Fabaceae. The record is from RefSeq and is a predicted model, not a curated record. Gene Ontology annotation, biological process: transmembrane transport; monoatomic cation transport. Gene Ontology annotation, cellular component: membrane. The coding region runs from base 779 to 1966 and encodes 395 amino acids. Gene Ontology annotation, molecular function: manganese ion transmembrane transporter activity.